Messenger RNA from Strongylocentrotus purpuratus (purple sea urchin), 1125 nucleotides. RefSeq names its product neuronal acetylcholine receptor subunit alpha-10-like. Gene Ontology annotation, cellular component: neuron projection; synapse; membrane. NCBI's taxonomy places the organism in Eukaryota, Metazoa, Echinodermata, Echinoidea, Camarodonta, Strongylocentrotidae. The record is from RefSeq and is a predicted model, not a curated record. The transcript has 7 exons. Gene Ontology annotation, biological process: regulation of membrane potential; chemical synaptic transmission; nervous system process. The coding region runs from base 185 to 1045 and encodes 286 amino acids. Gene Ontology annotation, molecular function: transmembrane signaling receptor activity; neurotransmitter receptor activity; extracellular ligand-gated monoatomic ion channel activity.
AGCUUUGGGAAGAAACAAUAAUACUCAGAGCGUUCUGCUAAAGCAACUCUUAGAUAACUAUGGACCAAUCACAGUCAGACCUGUGCGUGACGUCAGACGAUCUACGAAUGUGUCCUUCAGACUCCUUCCGGGUGAGCUCAUCGAGUUCGACGAAGAAAACCAACACGUGAAGCUAUCGGGACACAUGCGAAUGAUAUGGACGGAUGAGAACAUGAUAUGGGAUCCUUUGGAUUUCGAUGGCGUCAAAUACGUGACCGUUAAAAAGAACGAUGUCUGGGUUCCCGACAUCUGCCUCUAUGAAAGUGUCGUCAAGGAUUUCAUCAGCUACGCAGAUACUUACAUCAUCGUGUCGAACGACGGGACCAUGGACUGGUACGUCCAGGUCAUCGUAGCCGCUUCCUGCCCCAUCGAUAAUACCUACUUUCCCUACGAUGUGCAGCACUGUAACCUGACCUUUGGCCCUUGGUCACUGAUAACAGAUGAGGUCCUUUUUCAAAAGUCCUUUUUCGCCGAUGCCAAUUGGAACUUAUUCCAUAAAAAUGGAGUCUGGAUACUGGAAAAGACAAUAUACAGAAAUGAGAUCACAGAAUCGUGUUGCUACAAUUUCUCUUGGUCCACAGUCAAGUUUACCCUGCAAAUCCGCCGUCAAUCAAGUUUCUACACUCGUACUGUCGUUGUCCCAUGUAUUCUCCUGUCGGCGUUGAUGGUGCUCGUCUGUUGGCUUCAUCCAGCGUCUGGUGAGAAGGUGACCCUGGCGGUCAGUAACCUUCUGGCGUUGAUCCUCUUCCAGCAGCUCGUGGCCGAUAGACUGCCACCAAGCGGUGAGACUACGUCCAUCAUUGUGAUUUUCUUCACCGUGAUGAUUGGGUUGAGUUCUGCUGAGGUGGUGUGCUCCAUCAUUGUCCUGCGACUCUACCACACCGGUGGAAGGCGGCCGAUACCCAACUGGUUGAGACGCACGAUGCUGCACCCGUUCAUCAUGCGUCUCUACACGAACGCAGAGUGUACCGCCAUGCUGCGAGCCGAGGAUAAGGAUAACGAGUAAGUAUAGCCCGAUGCCACUGAAAGAUCCUUAACAAUUACUGUCCCACAGACAGCUUAUCCCGGAAAACUACCCCUUGGACA